UCCCCGCAGGGCCUGCGGACAGGGACAAAGGCGAGACCCUGCCACGCCGGACGCCGGAGCAAGCCACACUUCCAAGGAACUUCUCCAGGAGCGGCCCAUGCGCCUCUCCUGGUGCUUUGAGAGGGGCACUGACCCUUGCCUUGGUUGAGCCCUGACCUCUUGGCUCAGGGCCACUGGAAAUGCUAGUCCUGACUGGCUGAGGACUCUGCGCCGCCCUGAGAGGCAGGUUAGAUGACCGAGGAUGGAGGAGGAAGGUUCUCGGCUGAAGAACCUGUCUGCUGGCUUGGGAAGGGAGGAUGGUCUCUACCCCACCUGGGUGGUGAUCACGCUGGCUGUCAUCCUCAUCAUCACCAUCACUGUGGACAUCCUGGGCAACCUCCUGGUGAUUGUCUCAGUCUUCAAGAACAAGAACCUGAGAAAAGCAGGCAACGCCUUUGUGGUGAGCUUGGCCAUUGCAGACUUACUAGUGGCUUUUUACCCUUAUCCCCUGGUCCUGAUGGCUAUUUUCCAUGACGGCUGGGUGAUGGGGUACCUCCAUUGCCAGGUCAGCGGCUUCCUGAUGGGCAUCAGCGUUAUCGGCUCCAUCUUCAACAUCACUGGCAUCGCCAUUAACCGCUACUGCUACAUCUGCCACAGCCUGAAGUACGACAAGCUUUUCUCGGGCCCCAACACCGUGUGCUACGUGGGGCUGGUUUGGGCACUCACCUUGCUGGCCAUCAUGCCGAACCUCUUUGUGGAGUCCCUGCAGUACGACCCGCGAGUGUACUCCUGCACCUUUGCCCAGUCUGUCAGCGCCCUCUACACCAUCGCCGUGGUGCUCAUCCAUUUCUUCCUCCCCAUCACCAUCGUCACCUACUGCUACCUGCGGAUUUGGGUGCUGGUCAUCCAGGUGCGCCGCAGGGUCAAGCCGGACACGCAGCCCAAAAUCAAGUCCCACGAUUUCUGGAACUUCCUGACCAUGUUCAUGGUCUUUGUGCUCUUCGCUGUGUGCUGGGCGCCGUUAAACUUCAUCGGCUUCGCGGUGGCGGUCCAGCCCACACUGGGCUCCUUGAUACCCGAGUGGCUCUUCACGGCCAGUUACUUCUUGGCCUACUUCAACAGCUGUCUGAACGCUGUGGUUUAUGGGGCGAUGAACCAUAACUUUAGGAAAGAGUACAAGAGAAUCAUACUGACUGUGUUGCAACUGGCUUACAGGGCUGAUGGAGACUAGCACCCAUGUGCUGAGCCAGAAGGGAGGAGGUUUUACUAUAGUCACACUGAUCCCCUGCUCCACUUUUAAGUGAAGUGCAAAGAAUGCAGCCAAAACAGCGAGAGGUCGGCAGAGGACACAGCUCCCUAUAUAAGCUGUCUGCAACAAGAACGGUGCAGCCCACCUUGUUCUGCAACAUACUGUCCUUUUUAGAAUGCAAUGAGGUUUGAAAACGGCCUCUCCUCGCUUAACUGCCCUGGCAUAGUCUCCCCCAGCUGGAACCAGCUAGGGCCAAGUGAUUCCUAGCAAAUGUAUUCAGUGAACUAUCCACAAACAUCUCAGCAUUUUCUCUAAUUUCUCCAUGAUUCGCCAGAUAAUUCUGUGCAUCUCAAGGAUCAUUGUGAACAGCUAGCUGAGUGUUGGAGACCCCAAAUCCAACUGGUUUCAUUUGGACCCAUGAAAUAGUUACUGUUCCAUGAUUGGAUGAGCACAAGUCCUAGCACUGAAGUUUCCUGUGUGAACACUCACCUCUAUGACUUGGGAUCUGUCUUCCCUAAGUAUUCUCCAGUAUUCACUGACUAUUUGCACUGGCCACAAGGUUACCCCAGAGUGAAAACAGAAAGGGAUGCAAACUCAGCCAAAGGGAAUUCAAUAUUUUUAUUGAAUGGUGGGAUUUUCCAGAAGCUCCCGAAGGAGACAGGUGCCUCUGAAAGCCCCACCUUACGUGAAUAUACACAAAAAUUGUAGUGUUUGCUAAGUCAUGUGAUUCCCUUGAAUGAGCUGAGGUAAUGAACCCUUUCCCUUCUCCUUGGAGCCAAGGGUGAACCCUUCAGAAAGGAAAACCCAUCAUCAGAAAACUGAAUCCACUUCAGAAGAAGACAAUCAUCAGUGAGACUUGACUGCUCCUCUGAUGAAAAACCAUCACAAUGGGAAGUGGAAACCACCACAGUGAGGCUGAAUCUAAAAGUCAGAAGAUAAUCCACAAUGACGACAAGUCCUUUGGAAAUGCCAGCGGCUCGAAGAGAGCAUGUUACCUUUCAAUGAGACCAGAUCUGGAGGCUCUUGAUAAGAUAUUUAGAACACAGGUGUGAGUACUGUUCACAUGCUGAGAGGAGCUUAUGGAAGCCAAUUUUUCUCUUGUUUGGUAUUUAAUUCAAGAGAUAUUUUGGACUAGAGGAAAAGGAGUUGGGCUCAUAUCCUUAAGGUAUUUAGGAUUCUAACUUCCAUUGAUUUCAGUGAAGAAUCUGGGCCUUGGUCCCCAGUGGCCCCAAAGGGCAAUGGUUCGUUGGGCUUGAAUUUAACAGAUUGUGGGACUGAGGAGAAGGGAAUAAGGAAGACAGAGCCAAGAUGGUUCAACAAGUCUGACCAGCAGUAAGGAAAUUAUCCACUUGUCGUACUAGCAUACGCAACAUGUUCCAGUGUGCAAUGGGGUGUGCCACCACAGAACACAUUUUGCAUGAGAUUUUUCCUUUGAUCCCUGGAGAUGUUCUGAUCUGGUUACUCCAGCAUGUAAAGCAGAAAUCUGCUUUUGUGCAUGGCCAUCCAGGAAGACACGAAAAUAUGUUUUAAAUCAGUGAUACUCAGUCUGAGGCUCGUGAGCCGCAAGUGGCUCUUUAAUGGGUUUCCUGCGGUUCUUUCCAGCACCUGCUAUUAAAACACUGUGUGACUGAAUGAUUAACCAGUCAGGAGGCUUUUACUAUGUUAUUAACCAAUUGUAGUUUAUAAAAUAAUACUACUUGGUCAGUCGUUUUGCUGUGAGAAUAAUAAACUAAAUAUUUCCCAUCGCACUGUUUAAGUCUGACUAUAUAGUAAAUGAAAUAAUGAAUUCACACGACCUUGGCUCUUUUGGGUAAUGUUGAUCGCUAAUUUGACUCCUGAACCACUGAAGUCUGAGUAUCACUGUUUUAAAUGCAAGUUUACAAGUGUGAGUAUGUGUGUAAUGUAUUAUGGGUGGGAUUUUCAAAUGAGCCUAAAUUACUUAUAAGUGUAAGUCCCAUUGACUUUCAAU
This is a messenger RNA of Trachemys scripta elegans, 3197 nucleotides long. Its product is annotated as melatonin receptor type 1A-like. The record is from RefSeq and is a predicted model, not a curated record. Gene Ontology annotation, molecular function: melatonin receptor activity. Gene Ontology annotation, cellular component: membrane. Gene Ontology annotation, biological process: G protein-coupled receptor signaling pathway. The coding region runs from base 242 to 1210 and encodes 322 amino acids. The transcript is spliced from 2 exons. Lineage: Eukaryota; Metazoa; Chordata; Testudines; Emydidae.